UCCAACACCCUACUAUUUCAUCAUCCCAAACCUCCUCAAAAUAUCCUCUCUCUCUCUCUCUCUCUCUCUCUCUAAAUCACCAUGGCCAAAACCACCUUCUUCUUCACCUUCCUCACCCUCCUCAUCUCCAUAACAUCUUCUUCAAACCCUAACCCUAACCCCACCAAAUCCCCCUCACUAACCACCACCACCGCUCACUCCGUCCUCACCCACCACGGCUUCCCAAUCGGUCUUCUCCCCACCGGCGUCUUCACCUACAACCUCAACACCACCACCGGCGAGUUCUCCGUCGACCUCGGAACCCCCUGCCGCCUCAUCCUCCCCCCUGACAACUACCUCGCCACCUAUUCGAAGAAAGUCACCGGCAAGAUCGUUGAGAAUCGGAUCGCGGAACUUAAGGGGAUUAGGGUUAGGGCUUUUUUCCAGUGGUGGGGGAUUACUGGAAUUAAAAUUAACGGUGAUGAUCUUGUGUUUGAAGUUGGGAUGGUGACUGCUAAGUAUCCGGUUAAGAAUUUUGAUGAGAGUCCUCAGUGUGAGGGUAAAAAACACUCGUCUUCUUGAAAGUUUGUAUUAUACUUGCAGGCCUUAAGUGAACUGCUGCUCCUGUGGAUUAAGUUAUUUUAUCAAAAAUUCGCAGUAGGAAGUAUCCUGCAGUUUAAAGCCAUAUAUGGAGCAUUAAUCAGCAGUUAACUUAUAGUGGAAAAACCAAUGCCUACAACCCUUAUAUUAUGUUCUUUUAGUGCUAAAAGGAUGAUUUUAAGAAUACUUUCUGGAUACUUUUAGGCCUUUGGAACCAAGUAACAUGUAUUUCAUUAUGUGACUACGUUGUAUAUGUUUAUGUUGUUAUUAUGAUUCCAGUCUAAGUGUGCAAAUAUUAGUUUUAUA
Molecule: messenger RNA, 885 nt
Organism: Helianthus annuus (common sunflower)
Lineage: Eukaryota; Viridiplantae; Streptophyta; Magnoliopsida; Asterales; Asteraceae
Exons: 2
Coding region: 82-561 (159 amino acids)
Source: RefSeq, a predicted model, not a curated record